GAAGAGAGAGAGACACACACGCAGAUAGAUAGAUAGAGAGAGAGAGAGAGAGAGAGAGAGAAAACUGCAUCCCAUCGCAUCUUCCAUCCCGUCUUGCGUCGUAGCCCCAACCCGUUCGGUCGCCCCCGGGUCCCAUGAUGCCUCCGAGAACGAGCGAACGACCGGAGCCGUCGAACAACGACCAAGUCCUCCCCCUCCUCCUCCUCCUCCUCGGCCGCCGCUGCCACCGCCGUGGCUAAAGAAACAGACCGAGACCGAGAUCCGAUUCCCCCAUCCCCUUUCAGAUGGCCGGCGAGACGGGCACCAUCUCGGUCUCCCAGGUCCAGGCGAUGGUCAUGAUCGCCUUCGCCGCGACCGCGUACUACAACACCAUCGAGAUCUUCUUCUCCAUCUUCACCACGUUCAAGCGCCGGCGGGGCAGGUACUUCUGGAGCAUGAUCGUCGCCAACGCGGGCAUCAAUGUCAACGUCAUCGCCUUCGUCCUGCGCUACUUCGGCUACUACCAUGAGGCCGUCUUCGCCUCCAGCAUCAUCAUCCCGCUGGCCUGGUACUCCAUGGUCACGGGCCAGGCCAUCGUCCUGUGGUCGCGUCUCCAUCUCGUCGUUCACAGCCAGCGCCAGAUCCGCCUGGUCCUGGCCAUGAUCGUCUUCAACGCCGUCACGAUGCACAUCCCCGAGACCGUCAUCUUCUUCCUCGCCAACAAUGUCGGCAAGCAGUGGGCCGGGCCCUUCAAGAUAUACGAAAAGGUCGAGCUGGUCGUCUUCACCGUCCAGGAGACCGUCAUCGCCGCCCUCUUCCUCUACCAGGGCUACAAGAGCCUCAAGCCGCUGAGCGCCAUCCGGCCCAAGGCCGUCACCAACAUGGUCCGCCACCUGGCCGCCCUCUUCACCGUCGUCUUCGUCCUCGACACGGGCCUCAUCAUCCUCGAGUACAGCGACAAGUUCGAGAUCCAGACCAUGUGCAAGCCCUUUGUCUACAGCGUCAAGCUCAAGGUCGAGUUCGUCGUCCUCAACAAGCUGCUGGCCUUCACCCGCAUGAGCACCUGCAACUGCCGGGGCCCGGAGAGCAUCCCCUCGGCCACGCUGGCCCUCGCCGGCGGCAGCGGCAACAGCAACAGCAACAACCGCACGUCGGCGCCGGGGGCGCGGGGGACGCGGGGGAACAAGAAUGGCAACCCGGCGGAGCUGGCGCUCCCGGACGUCGAGCAGACGGGCGGGUCGCUGUCGCCCAUCUGGCAGUCCAUCCAGAGCGACCGCAUCUUCGACGGGCGGACGUCCCCGACGAGCACGCGCAGCCGGCGCCGGGCGAAGGAGAACGGGGGAUUCGAAAUCACGACGACGGAGGCCACCUCGCCCCUCUCGCCGCCGCCACCGCCGAUGAAGACCAUCAAGGACGAUGGCUGAGUACUGCGGAUGGAAAAAAAGGUCGAAAUUUCUUAUCACAGCUCAAAGUGCCAUACUCAACGGGCGGUUUCUGGAGCUUUUGUGGCUCAACCGGAGACUUUGAUCGAGAAUCAUGGGAUUACCUAGCCACCUGAGCUGUCAGACUUUUUCAGAACAGCAACUACGAUAUUCAGAAGCCCGGCUUGUGAUGAAAGCGUAGACUUGACCCCUCCACUCGGCCGAGAAGCAAUCCUUUUGCUUCCAAAAGGAAGCAGGUUUUCUCGGGCGGUUCCAGCCAUCGGGUGUUUCUCCCGCUGCGGCUCUUCUUUCUGGGGGGCCGUAUCAAAGCUGAGAGCGGGUUGGGCCGGACAGUUUGAAUCUGCGACUAGACUUGAAUCUCGUGGCGCCCAUCUCUCUCUCUCUCACUCUCUCCCAUGCUCGAGGAGCCGGGAACGCAGCUGUCAAUAUCAACCAGUCGCGGAAGAGCCUUGAAUCAUUUGUCACGAAGGCCAAACUGCAUCAACAUGGUUUCCCGACGGCCGCUCCAGCAGCCAGGGAGGGAUAGGGAGUUGAUGAUUUCGUGAACUUUCCCAAGGUUCACAAAUACUACGUCAAGGGACUCAUGCCGAGUCGAGGGAUAGUUUAGUCUCAGUAAUAAAUCCCCAAGAGGGCAACUCAUCAUAUCUAA
This is a messenger RNA of Colletotrichum destructivum, 2070 nucleotides long. RefSeq lists its product as uncharacterized. The transcript has a single exon. The record is from RefSeq and is a predicted model, not a curated record. Lineage: Eukaryota; Fungi; Ascomycota; Sordariomycetes; Glomerellales; Glomerellaceae. Bases 285 to 1403 code for a protein of 372 amino acids.